Molecule: messenger RNA, 1215 nt
Organism: Symbiodinium sp. CCMP2592
Lineage: Eukaryota; Dinophyceae; Suessiales; Symbiodiniaceae
Source: the annotation of a GenBank genome assembly
AUGGCAUCCCUUCUGCAGCCAUCCUUGCGAGCGCCCUUGCUCUUACGCCGGUGCGCGGCGUCUGCGCCUCUGCAUGGCUUGGGCCCAUCCUCACCUUCGUCCUCCUCACGCGCGAGCCUGGCUCAGGUUACGCGGACGGGGGGCGAUGACAAGUCUGCUUCACUCUCCGCGUGGUGGAGGCGCAGGCAAGACGGCGGAGGCGCUCGAGCGCUUCCGCCCGAAGGAGCACAACGGCUGAGCCAGGAGCUGGCGCAAUACGCUGCCGAGCUUCAGCCCAGCCAAGAGCUGGUUUCACAGAAGGACGAGUUUCUGAAGAGGCUUCAAGGGCACCUGGCCCAGAUCAUCGAUGGGGCGGACCUUUCGCCGUUCGGGUCGGUCGUGAACGGCUUCUGGACGCCAACGAGCGACGUCGACGUUUGCGUCCGUGUUCCAGGAGCUUCCACUCGGAAUGCUCAGAUCCAAGUCUUGCGGCAAAUUUCUGCCGAACUGACCAAGGCGAAGACCCACUAUGUCGAAGCGAGGUUCGGGGCCCAGGUGCCGAUCCUGCAUUGGGCCCCGCUUAGGCCCGGCAUGGUUUCCUGCGACAUCAGCGUGAACAAUGUCCUCGCGGUUGUGAAUUCAAGGCUGGUGGGUCACUACGUGCGGCUGGACGAUCGCGUUCGGACGUUGGGUCUUUGUAUCAAGGCCUGGGCUGCGGCUCGCCGCAUCAACGAUCGAAGUCGUGGGACGAUCUCCUCGUUUGCUCUGGUAUUGAUGCUGAUUCAUUUCCUUCAGCGUCGGGACCCACCGGUUCUACCAUCUUUGCAGGACAUUGCCUUCAGCCAGAAUGAGAAGCCGAAGUUUGUCAACGGUGUGGACUGCCGGUUCUGCACUGAUGCUGGCAAAAUCCGGGAGGAGUUGGCGUAUUUGCGAGGUGCACGUGCACCCAACGAGGAAGACGCAGCAACCUUGCUGCUCGAGUUUUUCCGCUACUUCGGGAAAGACUACCGGAGCGGCAUCAUCCGAAUCCGGGACACUCGUUCGAUGCUGCCUCCUGGUGACGAGACCAAGUGCUUCUUGGUCGUGGACAACCCCUUCGAGGUCGGCAAAGACGUGGCAAACAUUGAUGCCUCUCAGCAGAGUGCUCUCCGAAAGGAGUUCCGGCGAGCGUGGAGCUACCUAAAUCAGGGCCGGAGCUUCUUGGAUCUCUUGCAGGAUCCCGAGAAAGAUGGCUGA